AUGACUAAAAUUCGAGAAAAAUUAUUUAACAUUGCAAUUAAUAAAGCAUAUGUAUUAACAGAUUAUAAUAUUCAAAGUACCUUAGACAAACAAUUUGAAUUUAGAAAACAAAUUAUUCUUGCUGAUAAAUCUCUUACAAAAAAUGAAAUAUCAUGUGCAAUAAAUUCUUUAAAUAAACAUUUUGAUUAUUAUAAACUUCUUUUUACGAAGGGACAAAAAGAAUUUGUGAAAUGUCAAAUGGAAACACUUAGAUCAGAUUAUAUAGUAGAAUGGAUCCCAUAUGAUAAUCUAAAGAAUAUUAAAUUUUUAACCAAAGGCGGAUGCUCUGAAAUUUAUACAGCAGUUUGGAUUGAUGGAAGUUAUGAAGAAUGGGUUUCAAAAGAAAAACAAUUAAAAAGAUAUGGAGAGCAAAAUGUAGUACUCAAAAAGUUAGAAAAUGGUAAAUCUCAUUUAUCUAUAAGUAAAAAAUAUUCACAAGUUGUCCCAUGUUAUGGUUUAAUAAAAGAUACAUCAGAUGGAAAUUAUAUACUUGUAAUGGAUCAUAUGGAUGUUAAUUUAAGAGAAUAUUUACAACAAAACCAUAAUAAUCUUAAAUGGAAAGAAAGAAUUCAAAUAAUUAGGAAUAUUACUUUUUCACUUUCUGAAAUCCAUCAAGAAAAUGUAAUUCAUAGAGAUUUACAUUCUGGAAAUAUAUUAUUUGGUACUAUAUCUCAAUUAUUCAAACUUAGCGAUUUUGGAUUUUGUAGACCAGCUGAUAAACCAUUAAAUAUAUUGGCAUCAUGCUUAUGUGGGAAAUUUCAUCCGGAUAACCAACCACCUUUUAUUAAUUUUGAAAAUGAUUGUGAACUUGCACUAAAAAUAAUAAAUGGAAUGAGACCAAAAAUAGUAUCAGGAACUCCUUUAGAAUAUAAAGAAUUAAUGGAACGAUCAAAUACUGCUCCAAAAAUAAAUGACAUAAGUAAUUUGAAACUAACAAUUCAAGUAGCAGAUUAUUUACAAGCUUAUCAAUUUAAAAAUCUACCUGAACCAAAAAAUGCAACUGAAGAAGAAGGUACAUUAUCUAUUAUUUAUAUUUAA
Molecule: messenger RNA, 1077 nt
Organism: Rhizophagus irregularis DAOM 181602=DAOM 197198
Lineage: Eukaryota; Fungi; Glomeromycota; Glomeromycetes; Glomerales; Glomeraceae
Source: RefSeq, a predicted model, not a curated record